Messenger RNA from Cadophora gregata, 1812 nucleotides. RefSeq names its product D-lactate ferricytochrome c oxidoreductase. Gene Ontology annotation, molecular function: catalytic activity. The coding region runs from base 1 to 1812 and encodes 603 amino acids. The transcript has 3 exons. Lineage: Eukaryota; Fungi; Ascomycota; Leotiomycetes; Helotiales; Ploettnerulaceae. The record is from RefSeq and is a predicted model, not a curated record.
AUGGGCGAAUCAAAACAAGCAGCAACUCGCUUCUUCGGAUAUCCUCGAGCUGUUGAGGCACCAGUGACCCCAUACAAAAAGAAGGAAGAUGCAAAUCCUGUGUUUACAGGUGUCCUGCUACUGACUGGCGCUUGGAUUGUUGCCAAAAUCCAGUUCCUCCAGCGCACGCUGUGGGCCAAUGCAGGUUUCAAUGGCCUUCGGGAACUACCAUAUCUGAAGGAUUACCGAGAAAGAUGGGAUCCAACUGUGAUACCAAUUUCUGAUUGCGGCUGUAAAUCCAACACCAAUGGCCUGGAUCCGAAGUCUUUCCCUAUCCUUCCAGAGGAUAUGCCUGGACGUUACCGUUCCGUUGCUGAGUAUCAUGCGCUGUACCUUUCAGGACAGCUCACACCAAUGGCCGUCGUUGAGUCUCUUCUCCCCCUCAUCAGAAGAGAAGCAUCUCCAAAGUCACAUCACUCAAUUGCAUUCAUCGACAGCAACGUUGACGAGAUCAUGAAAGAAGCGAGAGCCUCCACUCAGAGAUACAAAGAUGGCUCGUCUCUUGGAAUUAUGGACGGAAUCCCCACAGCCAUCAAAGACGAAACCGAUGUCGCUGGCUACAGGACCAGAAGUGGCCGUAAGCAGAAUGACAAAGUGUUCUCACUCGCCGAAAAGUCGUCAUGGCCUGUUCAGACACUCAGAGAUGCAGGAGGCAUUAUCCUCGGAAAGCUGAAUAUGCACGAGUUGGGCGCUGACACAACCAACAACAACCCCAACUGGGGAACUCCACGCAAUCCGCAUAACGAUCAAUACUAUACUGGUGGAUCUUCAGGAGGUGCGGCUUAUGUUGUUUCUGCUGGACUCGUGCCUUUCGCCAUUGGAGCCGAUGGAGGUGGUAGUAUUCGCAUCCCUUCGUCGUUUUGCGGUAUCUACGGAUUGAAGCCAUCUCAUAAUCGUCUCGAAGAUUUAGGAAGCACAGUCACCGUUAGUGGUCCUCUCGCCGCAACCGUCUCGGACCUGGAGAUCACUUAUCGAAUCAUGGCCGAGUCUGACCCCUCUGAUCCGACUUGCUCCCUAUUCACCAAACCGUGCGCCAAGCCUUCAGCCCACCGUCCAAAGAUCAUUGGUAUCUACAAAGAGUGGUUCGAACGUGCCGAUCCAGCUGUCUUGAAGCUUUGCAAUGAAGUCAUAACAUACUAUAAAGAGAAGCUCGGUUAUCAAGUCGUUGAAAUCACCAUUCCUUACGUUCCCCAAGGACAACUUGCGCACGCUUUCACCAUUCUCUCCGAGAUGGCAGUACGCGCUCGUGCGAAGCCUUUCGACCCAUCGAACUGGCUGGCUGGUCUAAACCCUGCGAAUCAAGUUCUUCUUGCUGUUGGUGCCCAGACACCGGCACAGGAUUACCUACUCGCACAGCAAUUGCGGAACAUGUUGAUGCAGCAUCUCGCAUUCUUGUAUCAGAAGUAUCCAGGUCUCGUGAUUGUUACGCCAACUUCACCCAUGGCAGGAUGGCCGAUUGCUUCGGAAGGCGAUCUGAAGUAUGGAAUCACAGACGGAAAUACCAGUAUCAGGAAUAUGGAGUAUGUCUGGCUCGCCAACUUUUGUGGCAACCCUGCGAUCUCAUGCCCUGUGGGGUACGUGGAGCCUAAGAAGGGUAAUGGACGUGUACCUGUGGGUAUCAUGGCUAUGGGAGAAUGGGGAUCAGAGCUGGGAUUGCUGGAAUGGGGAAGAGAGUGCGAGAAGUGGCUGAAUGAGGUUUCGCCUGAUGGACGACAAAGACCAAGCAAUUGGGAGGAUGUUGUUGUGAAUGCGCAAGGGAAGAUGGUUUCGUGA